This is a messenger RNA of Paramuricea clavata, 540 nucleotides long. The record is from the annotation of a GenBank genome assembly. NCBI's taxonomy places the organism in Eukaryota, Metazoa, Cnidaria, Anthozoa, Malacalcyonacea, Plexauridae.
AUGGCUGGUUCAAUAUUUCACUUACUGGAAGUAAUCUACGCUAAGAACGUAGCAUGCGAGGUUCAAAAAAUACGCAAUGAACGCUGCUGUGGCUGUAAAGUAUACGAACAGGAUUGCCUAAUGAUGGAUGAACACGAAACCUGGGGAAUGCACGGGUUCAACGCUAUAGAACAAGCUAACAACACGUCCUCCACAUGGAACGAAUUCAUGGCCGCUAUCAAAAUUCUAAACGUAGAAAAUCAUAAAGACUUCACACAGCUCCUGAUGUGCUUGCAAGAAGAACCGGAUCAAAACUUUGUCUACACUUUACUACAAGUAUAUCAAGACAAUCAACCAUUAAUACGUAUUCUAAAUGAUUUAUGGAAUCCACAAACUGACCCCCUGGAAUCCUAUGCUCAAUGUCAUUUCAGCUCACCGCCAAGAUACACCUAUUAUGUCAAAGGGACAAAGGAAACGUUCAAAUCCCUCAAAACGGAUCAUAACAAAGCGUAUCAGAAACAUUUAGAAAAUAAACUAAGAGAACAACUCAAUAAAUUGUAA